AUGGCGGCGGCGGCGGCGAGUCGAGGCGCCAACCUGGGUCUCCGGGAGAUUCGCAUCCACUUAUGCCAGCGCUCGCCUGGCAGCCAGGGCGUCAGGGAAUUCAUCGAGAAACGCUACGUGGAGCUGAAGAAGUCGAACCCUGACCUGCCCAUCCUAAUCCGCGAGUGCUCCGAGGUGCAGCCCAAGCUCUGGGCCCGCUACGCAUUCGGCCAAGAGAAGAAUGUCUCCUUGAACAACUUCAGUGCUGAUCAGGUAACCAGAGCCGUAGAGAAUGUGCUAAGUGGCAAAGCCUGA
Molecule: messenger RNA, 294 nt
Organism: Pipistrellus nathusii (Nathusius's pipistrelle)
Lineage: Eukaryota; Metazoa; Chordata; Mammalia; Chiroptera; Vespertilionidae
Source: the annotation of a GenBank genome assembly